AUGCCGACCAAAAACCCCACCCCAUCCGAUUUCCCGUCGGAACUCACCGUCACUGUCACCCCCGCACCGCCCUCCCCCUCCCAAUCCACAUCCCCAGCCCCAAACAUCCUGCUCCUGCUGCACGGCCUCGGCGACACAGCCGCAUCUUUCACAAAAUUCGCCGAAGCCAUCCGCCUCCCCGAAACAACCAUUGUCACAAUUCAAGGAACAUCCCCCCUCCCUCUAGACCUAGGCGGCUUCCACUGGGGCGAUGAUAUCUCCUUCGACUCCGCGACAGGCGUACUAGACAUGGAUGCGGGGUUGACGCGCAGCACCAAAACGCUCGUCGACGUUGUGCGCGGCACGCUCGUGCAGAAAUGCGGGUACAUGUCGCGGGAGAUUAUGAUUCUGGGUUUCGGGCAGGGCGGGAUGGCAGCGCUUGCUAUUGCGCGGGAGCUUGGGUUGAAGGGAAAUGGUAAUGUGGGCAGUGGUGAGGUCGGCGCUCUCUCCGGGAUUAUCUCCAUCGGGGCACCAUAUCCGUUAUCUGGAUCGAGGGCUGGAGAUAAGAAUCGGUCGCCGGUGCUGCUAGUUGCGGGGAGGGAUUCGGUGGCUGUUUCGGAUGAGGCAGUGCGUAGGACAAAGCAGGUUUUUGAGUUCGUUGAGGUGAGCCGGUAUGCGAGGAAGGGAGAUGGGAUGCCGUCGAGUCGCGAGGAAAUGAUGCCUGUUAUGCAGUUCUUUGCGCGCAGGUUAAGGAGUAGGCAGGGUGUGCCUGAGGGGAGUGUGGAGAUUAGUUGA
This is a messenger RNA of Penicillium vulpinum, 774 nucleotides long. Its product is annotated as alpha/beta hydrolase. NCBI's taxonomy places the organism in Eukaryota, Fungi, Ascomycota, Eurotiomycetes, Eurotiales, Aspergillaceae. The record is from RefSeq and is a predicted model, not a curated record. Gene Ontology annotation, molecular function: palmitoyl-(protein) hydrolase activity; carboxylic ester hydrolase activity. The transcript has a single exon. Bases 1 to 774 code for a protein of 257 amino acids. Gene Ontology annotation, cellular component: cytoplasm. Gene Ontology annotation, biological process: protein depalmitoylation.